AUGCACGCAAAAGUCUCAGUCGCCCCCGGGGACUCUAGAGUUCUCUCAAAUGGAAAGUUGGUAUCUCAGCAGAACAUAGGUUUAGGAGAGUCUAGAAGUAUACCACCGGUGCACCCAAGAUAUUUGGAAAGUUACACUCCCUCCCCCCGUCCAAUCAGAAAACGACUAGAAUUCCCUACCACUGCUGGAUCUGAGGGAGGACUCUCUUCUAGAGAGCGAAGGUCUGCUCUGGAACAUAUUGCGGACCCGGACCUCCGUGGCUUUCCUCCCCUGAGUUUGUCUGGGAACUCAGAUUCUGUCCGUCUUCAUGAUGUGGAGAUCCUAUAUGAGGAUGGUGUUGAUCAGGAGCCAUUGAUCAGCCAAAAUUUCCCCUCCUCCUCGAGGGUACCCGUUUCUCUCUGUCUAGGAGCCUCUCAUGACCCUGAUGCCUUUGCAGUACCUGUGGUCUCUCCUCCUGCUACCAGGGCAUCUGGAAAACGGAAAGCUUCAAGAGCCCCAAUAAGGUAG
Molecule: messenger RNA, 507 nt
Organism: Eruca vesicaria subsp. sativa (arugula)
Lineage: Eukaryota; Viridiplantae; Streptophyta; Magnoliopsida; Brassicales; Brassicaceae
Source: the annotation of a GenBank genome assembly